Molecule: messenger RNA, 4795 nt
Organism: Pomacea canaliculata
Lineage: Eukaryota; Metazoa; Mollusca; Gastropoda; Architaenioglossa; Ampullariidae
Product: merlin-like
Exons: 15
Coding region: 173-2032 (619 amino acids)
Biological process (GO): regulation of cell shape; positive regulation of early endosome to late endosome transport; regulation of organelle assembly
Cellular component (GO): filopodium; apical part of cell; plasma membrane
Molecular function (GO): actin binding; cell adhesion molecule binding
Source: RefSeq, a predicted model, not a curated record
UUCCAUUGAGUCGAAAAGUGGGAAUAAAGCGCAAAGUUUCUUUGUCUAUUUAGCGUGUUUUGUGGACAAAAAUGCCGUGAUAUAUUGAUUUCAUAAAGCUCCGAUCAGUAUUAACCGUUUUUCAUGUUAUCUUCAAUUCGGCGGAGCGGUGGGAAACGCUUACAUCGUAAAAAUGCCUUUGGUGUCGAUGAAAAAGACAUCAGGGAACUCCAAGUUGUUUUCAGUACGAGUGUCAACAAUGGAUGCAGAGCUUGAAUUUGAUGUUGAGAUGAAGAUAACAGGGAAGGAGUUGUAUGACUUGGUGUGCCGCACAAUAGGGUUGCGAGAAACAUGGUAUUUUGGCUUGCAGUAUGUUGACUCUAAAGGCUACACGGCAUGGCUAAAGUUUGACAAGAAGGUUUUGGACCAGGAUGUACCCAAAGAGAAGCCACUUCCUCUGGUUUUCCUGGCAAAGUUCUACCCUGAGGAUGUAGCUGAGGAGCUGGUGCAAGAGAUCACACAGCAUCUGUUUUUUCUGCAAGUGAAGCAGUCCAUUCUCCACAUGGAUAUAUACUGUCCGCCUGAGGCCUCCGUGCUGCUUGCAGCAUAUGCUGUGCAGGCCAGGUAUGGGGACUAUGAUGACGCAACAUACUCUCCUGGGAUGUUGGCCAGUGAAGAUCUGCUGCCACAGCGAGUAAUCGACCAGUAUCAGAUGACACCAGAAAUGUGGGAAGAACGCAUCAAGGUCUGGUACUCCGAGCGCCGUGGUAUGACAAGAGAUGAGGCUGAAAUGGAGUACCUCAAGAUUGCCCAAGACUUGGAGAUGUAUGGUGUCAACUACUUUCAAAUCAAAAAUAAAAAAAAUACAGACCUGUGGCUGGGAGUGGAUUCUAGAGGCAUCAAUGUAUAUGAACGGGACAAUCGAUUAACACCUAAAGUAGCUUUUCCAUGGAGCGAGAUCAAAAAUAUUUCAUUCAAGGACAAAAGAUUUGUGAUUAAAAUGGUGGACAAAAAGGCAGCAGAUUUCAUCUUCUAUGCUCCAAAGUUGAGAAUCAAUAAACUGAUCCUUGAAUUGUGUGUUGGAAACCAUGAACUCUUCAUGAGGCGGAGGAAGCCAGAUUCAAUGGAAAUUCAACAGAUGAAGACUCAGGCCCGUGAGGAAAAGGCACGCAAGCAGCUUGACAGAACACGGUUGGCACGGGAGAAGCAGCUGAGGGAAGAGGCUGUACGAGAGAAAGAGGAAAUGGAAAGGCGGAUGCUCCAGCUGCAGGAUGAUGUUCGCAUGGCCCAGGAAGCACUGAUGAGGUCAGAGGAGACAGCUGAGCUUUUGGCAGAGAAAGUAAAGAUUUUGGAUGAAGAAGCCAUGUUGCUGACACAGAAGGCUGCAGAGGCAGAAGCUGAAGCCCAAAGAAUCAAGAUUUCAGCCAUCAAGUCUGAGGAAGAAAGAAUAAUUAUGGAGCACAGAGCUCGAGAAGCUGAACUUAUUGCUUCAAAACUUGUUGAAGACUCAGAGAGAAGAGCCAUGGAAGCAGAACAUUUGAAAGAUGAGUUGCUAAAGGCACGAGUGGCAGAAAGAAUCGCCAAAUCCAAGCUGCUAGAGCUUUCACGCACUGGCACCAGCACUGGCAGUGGCACCAGCUCCAUCACUAGCACCAGCACCAGCACCCCAGUCUAUCACUCAAUUUUUAGCCCAAUUCACGUGCUUGCUUCUGACCUGUCUGCUGGAUUCCAGAGAAAUGUAGACAUACAUAGUGACCCAGUAAACAUGGAAAUGUCAGAGGUGAGUUGUGACCUCAUCAGUGGCGACAUGGAGCAGCUGACACUGGAUCUGGAGAAGGAAAGAAUUGAAUACAUAGAGAAGAGCCGGCGUCUGCAAGAGCGGCUCAAGGAGCUCAAGAGCGAGAUGGAAGACCUGAAGGUGGAGGCAGAAGUGUCUGACCUUGACCGCUUGCAUGAUGAGAAUCUUCAGCGAGGAGAGAACAAAUAUUCUACCCUACAGAAGAUAAGUGCAAGUUCUUCCAAAGCGAGAGUGGCUUUUUUUGAGGAAUUGUGAUACUUUGAGAAUUUCAGAAACUGUUGAGUUUACAUCGCUAUCCCAGAGUUCUCUUGCUCAUCCCUGGCAGGAAGAAGUUCAGAACUGCAAUUUUAGUACAGAUUCCUGUAUUUUGACAAGAGUGUUUAAGAGGAUUGCAUAAUUUGCAUCUGCAUAUUAAAGACUUUGUGGUUCCAUACAUUAGUUUUGAAAAGGACCUGUUGGCUCCAUGGUUAAUAUAGCAACAUACAAACUGCAACCGGAAUGACAUUCAAAGUACUCAGGUAUUUGCCAUGGAAGGACCAUAUGCAUAGCAUAAACGAGAAAAUGUGCUAAUGAAAGCAUGCCUGUCAAACAUGUUUGCCUCUAAAGAUAUAUUAAACUGCAUGUGACUCAGUAUGAAACACUAUUUUGGUGAUGUACAAAUUUUGACCAGUCAUUAAAAGUGGUGCUACAAGUCUUGUUUUCCCCACUUCACUGCAACCAUUCAUAAAGAGAAAAUAGGAAAGGAAUACUGAACAAUGAUGGCAUGCCAAUAUUUUGCGUGGUGCUGACAUUUUAUGUAUCCGGUCUGUUGGGUAGAUGAGAGUGAUCACACUUCAUCUCAAUAACGGUGCUGUAUCUGAUGCUGGUAAAUUGCAACAGUUUGCAUGUUGUACAUUGUCACUAGACAUGCUCCACGAAGACUGUAAUAAUUUUUAAUUUACUUUCAGCUGCUCACUCAGGGUUUUAAUAUCUGGUGCCCAGGAGCAGCAGUGACAAUAGAUUGGUUACCUUUGGCAUUGGUGGCAGGUUGCCAAAUGUAAAGCUACCAUGGCAAAUGAGUAAUAAUUUUUCUCUAUUUUUAUAUGCCUCAUAAACUGAAAAAAAAAUUCCAAAGGAGAAUAACUGCAGGCAGCUAAGUUUUAGACCCAGCUUUAGUGGAGAUAAAAAAGUAAUUGUUUAUAACUAGAGCUGGUUUUAACAGCAGUCUGAACACAUGCAUCAUUGUGCAGCUUGAUUCAGUCCAAGGUGAAUGAAUGAAAGCUGACUGUAAAAGUGGAAAGAUUAUUUUUAAAUUAUCAUUAUUUAUGCAUGAAGCUGUCAUCUAGAAUGCUCAGUUUCCCCACCCUUUCUCCCCAAGAUCAUGAAGAUAUAAAUUAGCUAAACAGGUUUCAAGUUCAUGAGCCAGCAGGGUAGUUAACAACAAUAAAAAUAAUAACUGAAUGUCCUCAUGAGAAGGCAAGUUCAGUGCUUGUGACAGUUUGGAAGAUCUAUUCUUGGGAAAUGGGUAUGUUUGACAUCUGUGAUGGAGUAGACUGCACUGGCUCUGUCACUCUGGCACCUGAAGCAUAAGGUUAUAUCAGAAUCCUUGCUUAAUAUCCGAUCAAAGCAAUGUACUUUUCUAUUGUUCACAGAAGUGACAGAAAGCAAAUGCUGGAUGUUUGCAUGAAGACCAUGGAUGUGUUCAAUAUGAUUUUAUAAACAGAUGAUAAAGGUCAGUCUUGAAGUAUUGCACAGCUGUUAAAAGCAAGUUGUGCGCAUUCUGGUGAGAGAAGCUUGACAUUUUUUUCAGGAAAUGUGCCAGACACCAAUUUGGACAAAAUGCAGCUUUCCAGUAAACUCUUGCUCGAAUUAGAGUGUGUUUAACAGCAUGAUUUUUAAUGUAUUUAAUGUGCAUAACUAAUAUUAUUUAUUUUAUAUUAUUUAUUCAUAAGCUUGUCAUUUUUUUUUUAAACUUGACUAUUGAGGAAUACGACUUGUUAAAUGGCUUUCUACAACCUGCAAGACGUAAAAUGUAAAUGCUUGCCUUCUACCAAAACAGUCAUCUCCUAAUUUCUAUGUUGUUUAAAACAAAAGGAAAACAAUUACAUAGAGUUACAUAAGGCAUGCUUUAGCUGUGCUUAUUAAGCAUUCUUGUACAGACAGCAACUUGAGCAUUUUGUGGGUUUUUUUGUGAUGCUGCUUUGAUGUCAGAUAUUAUCUUAGUGUUCUUUCAUUUUGGCUGUCAACUUUUGUUGUAAGCUGCAAAACCAUAGGCUCUUUCAUGUUUUUAUGCAAUUUUGAAAUGUUCCUAAGUGCCAAAUCUCUUCAGUUCACACAGAUCUAGGGGUAGAAAAAUGUGUGUGUUGUCAGAUGUUUGUUGUGCUGUAGACAUGAAUACUGCCUGUGAUGGACUGAGUGGUAGGAAGUGUUAAAAGUAAUAAAUCAAAUUUUAAGUUUUUCGGUGAAUUUUCAGCAAAUACCUUGAAACAAAAACAUGAAGUACAUGGUGGUAAGAAAGUUGAAUCUGUGUCUGCUUGGGAUUUUUACUAUAGUAUCAGUUACAUUCAUACUGUAAUUUGUGUGAAAGAUGGCACGUGUCUGUAUAUAUAUUCCCAGGGUUGUGCACAUUAUCGUAAUAAACAUUAUAAUGGUUAUAAUUCGAAUAAAAAUGGUAGAAGUCAAGGAGUUACCCUUCACAAUACAACUGCCAAUUUUCCCUUUGAAAGAUUAUUUCAGCGCAGUUUGUGUUAAGCUAUGUAAUCUGGGUGUGUAGCUAAGAAAGGAAACUAUUUGUGUGUGCAUUCCUAUGCUUUAAUGCAUUGUCUUUUGGGUCAGACAUGAAUGUGCAAGGAUGUCUGCUGCCAAGAUAUUUUUUUUUCUCUGAAAUAGGAUAAAUUUGAAAUGCUAGGGUACAGAGACCCAUAGUAGCUGAAAUAGUUUAAAUCUUGGUCUGUUGUACAUUGGACUCCAUGUCUUCAACAUGGGAUCUGAUCUUGGCUAGACUAUGAUCAUUAUGUCAAAUAUAUGGCGAAACCUUUA